AUGAAGUUGAACAUUAGCAACCCGGCCACCGGUGCCCAGAAGCUGAUCGAGGUUGAGGAUGAGCGCAAGCUGAGCAUCUUUAUGGAUCGUCGGAUGGGAGCUGAGCUUUCGGCAGACGUUCUCGGCGACGAGUGGAAGGGCUACGUUGUCCGCAUCACCGGUGGCAACGACAAGCAGGGAUUCCCCAUGAAGCAGGGCGUCCUCCAGCCCUCGCGUGUGCGCCUGCUGCUGUCUGACGGCCACUCGUGCUACCGCAUCCGCCGGUCUGGCGAGCGCAAGCGCAAGUCCGUCCGCGGCUGCAUUGUCGGCUCCGACCUGUCCGUCCUGGCCCUGGCCAUCGUCAAGCAGGGCGAGGCCGACAUCCCCGGCCUGACCGACGUCGUCCACCCCAAGCGCCUGGGCCCCAAGCGUGCCCGCAAGAUCCAGAAGUUCUUCGGCCUCACCAAGGAGGACGAUGUCCGGAAAUACGUCAUUCGCCGCGAGGUCCAGCCCAAGGGCGAGGGCAAGAAGGCCUACACCAAGGCCCCCAAGAUCCAGCGCCUCAUCACUCCCCAGCGUCUGCAGCACAAGCGCCACCUGAUCGCCCUCAAGCGCCGCCAGCAGGAGAAGGUCAAGGACGAGGCGAACGAGUACGCCCAGAUCCUGGCCAAGCGUGUGCACGAGGCAAAGGCCCAGAAGGCCGAUCUGCGCAAGCGGCGCGCAAGCUCCCACAAGUAG
Molecule: messenger RNA, 717 nt
Organism: Grosmannia clavigera kw1407
Lineage: Eukaryota; Fungi; Ascomycota; Sordariomycetes; Ophiostomatales; Ophiostomataceae
Product: 40S ribosomal protein s6
Exons: 5
Coding region: 1-717 (238 amino acids)
Biological process (GO): translation
Cellular component (GO): ribosome
Molecular function (GO): structural constituent of ribosome
Source: RefSeq, a predicted model, not a curated record